Porites evermanni is the source of this 1071-nucleotide messenger RNA. The record is from the annotation of a GenBank genome assembly. NCBI's taxonomy places the organism in Eukaryota, Metazoa, Cnidaria, Anthozoa, Scleractinia, Poritidae.
UCACCAACAGCCCUUGAAAAUCCAAGUUACACAUCACAAACAUCUCUUAGAAGAAACACUGAAACAUUUGCGCAAGCAUCACAGAUACAUGGAGCUACUAAGAGUAACAAACGACCUGCACUCGAUGGUCUCUUUGACACUCUCCAAAAAAGAUGCAAGACUAGUGAACUAGGAAACUAUGUAUUAUCUAAUGCUAAAGUAUCAAAGUACAUAAGUGAAAAAAAGCAGAAACAGGGACGUGAAGCCUUUCAAAAUUCUAGGGAUAAUAUAUUAAGAAGCAUAGCUACAUACUAUACUGGUGGUGUAAUGGGCAAACGUAAAUACCAGGCUGUUAGAGUGGCAUCCACUAUGAAGUAUGGUGGAAAGAAGCGAGGUGGGAAAACAGCCAUUACAUUCAUGCCAAAGUGUCCCAUACCAAAGUUGCUCACACAUAGUUCCCUCAUGAACGAAGUAAAUAAAAUUGAUAUUGGGACAAUCUAUUCAAUCAGGGAUGAAUUUGCUCCAUACAUAGAGGAUGAAAACACCAGUGGAUGCUAUAGAGAUUUAAGGGAAUAUCUACCUAGAUUGGCAAGAUUUUAUUUAAAAGUGCAAAAUUCACGCAAAGACAGCUUGAAAUGGUUCGGCGAGACUGAAGGUACUUUCCUAAUAGCAUUCGGAAGGGAUGGGUGCCCUCUCGGUAAGAAUGAGACUGCCUGCUCAUUCCUGAUCAGCUUUUUAAAUACAGAAAAAAGGGUAGCCUCCAGUUCUGACAACUUUUUGAUAUUUGGGGCUAAUUGUGAGGAAUCUUCACUGGUGGUCAAAAAGUAUGUUCAAGCAGCAUGUAAACAAAUAGUAAACUUGGAGGAAAAGGUGUUUAAAAUAAAUGAUUUGCAUGUAACAUUUAGGUUUAAAGAGCUACCCAAUGAUAUGAAGAUGCUGGCUAUGCUUUACUGGGAGCUUUCUAAUGCAGCAACCUACUUUUCUUCAUUUGGUAAUGAAAGCAAAAAUGAUUACACUGACUUGCAAGGAAGCUUUGGAAGUGAUGCUUCAUGUAGGGGAAGCCAUGGCCUUUUCAACAAAGGGUUAAGGUAG